CUUCAACACCCAUCAAGCUCGCCACUGCCGCGAUGCCGCCCUCAACAGGCCGCCGCCGCAAGAUCUCCCUGGCCUGCGAGCCAUGCCGGGUGCGUAAGUCGCGCUGCGACGGCGGGAAGCCCAUCUGCGCAACAUGCCAGCACCGCCGCCUGCCCCUGAGCCGCUGUGUGUACACGAUUGAGCAGAACGCCCGCAUGGCGAGCAACGACGAAUACAUCUCUGCCCUCCAUGAGCGAAUCCGCCAGCUGGAGGGUGCGGUGCGGGCCCAGGCCGAGUCGUCGCAGAGCAGUCCCCAGGCAUCAGGGGUCCCUGGUGACCUGGGCAGCCGAACCGGAACUCCCGUCCGCACCACCACGGAACCACCCCCUGAGGUCGCUGGCGCCCCUUCCCUUCGCCUACCUUCCCCUCCAGCCACGGACACAGCAACACGCCACGUCUAUUGCCGCGAUGAAGCGCCGAAGAACCAGCAUGCUAGGUCCGUCGACUCACGAAUCACGGCCAUGGGCACAGUCGCCUCCGAAGACAGUCUUGACGGCGAUAUCACCCCGAGGGAUGAGUUCUACGGCAACUCGUCUGCCGCCUCCUUCAUUAAGGAGACCUGCAACGGCGUCAUGACCCUCAACGAGGUCCUCAACCCCCCUCGCUCGCCCCCCACCCGGCCCCGCGUCGGUUGUGCUCCCAGCCCUCGCUACUGGCACAACUCGGCGUCCUUCACCCUGCCCCCCCGGGCCCUUGCCGAUCACCUCGUCGCGCGCUACUUUGACCGUGUCUUCUACCUGUACCCCUUCAUCCACCGGCCCAGCUUCGACAAGGCAUACCGGUCCCUAUGGGAGCCCGCCGGUCUGGGCCACCCACCGGAAAGGCCCUUCGCCGACCCGGACCCGGACCAUUCGCCCUUCCUGGGACUGGGAAGCUCCCCCAACGCCGGCGCCGACUCCAUCGUCUUCCACUGCGCCCUCAACGCCAUGUUCGCCUUGGGGUGCCACUUCUCCGACUGGAUCGGCAAUGACCGAGACAUCACCGCCCUAGUGUUCCUGAACCGCAGCAAGUCGCUCAUGACGCUCGACUUUCUCGAGUCAGACCCUCUGGGCGUCGUGCAGGCGCUGCUCAUCAUGACUUUGUUCCUUCAGAGCACCCCAUUCGCCGGCCGGUGCUGGAACAGUGUCGGCAUUGCGUGUAGGCUCGCCCAGGGCGCCGGCCUUCACAGCGAAUCCGGCGGCAGCGGACGCCCACCGCUCGAGAAGGAGAUGCGGAGGCGGGUUUGGCACGGCUGCGUGGUGCUUGACAUGCUUGUCAGCAUGACAUUCGGCCGCCCAACCAUGACCACGCAUGCCUCCAAUGUUCCGCUGCCCUCGCUCACCGACGAGGGCGACGAUGCUAGGGCCGCCGCCGGUCCGGAGGCCCCGUCUCGCAUAGGAUACUUCACGCAGAGCAUCCGCCUUUCCAUGAUCCUGGAGAAGAUUCUCGACAGGGUCUAUCAGCCAUGGAGGGGCAAGUCCAGGAGGGACGAGGCCCACCACAGCAGCAACUUUGACGCCAUCAUUGAACUUGACUCGGACCUCGCGUCGUUCGAAGCCUCGGUGCCGGGUUUCCUCGCCUGGACGGGCGAGGGCGUCAUACCGGCUUCCGGCUUCGAGCUGCUCGGACUCAUGCAGCGGAACGUGCUCAAGGGCCGAUUCUUUUACGUCCGACUGAUGCUGCAUCGACCCCUGCUUUCCGGCUUGUGGACUUCCCAUCGCCAACAAACAAGCGGCGCUGCAGCGGGGGGGUCGGGCUCCGAUUCCAGCUGCUCGGCCAACGCCCUUCGGUCCUCCUUGACUGUCCAAUGCGGCAGUUCCUGCGUCCGCUGCGCCAUGGACCUGCUGGACCUGACGUACAGCACCUUUGAGGCGCAGCAUGGCACGGCGUGGUGGUGGAGCGCGCUCUACGCGUCGACUGCCGGGCUGGUGCUGGUGAUGGCUCUCUCCUGUCCACUGCUGCACACGUCCCUCGAUAUCCAUUCCCUCGAGACGUCCUGGGGAGUCUGCCGCGCAAUUCUAGCCCAGCUCGCGAACCUGAACGCGAGUGUGCAGAAGUCACUCGACUUGCUGGACAGGUUCUACAGCCUGACCUGCGCUGACACGAGCAAGUCUUUCUGCCUCAACUUACACAAUACAUGAUUUGUGGGCUGACAUCGACCUCCAGGUGCUGAGGAAUCCUCAGCUGCGCUCAUCAAUGCCGCCCAAAAUGGGGAUACAUUGCCCGACUUGAUGGCGCAUUUUUACCCCGAAGACAUGGUGAGCGACCUUG
Molecule: messenger RNA, 2289 nt
Organism: Microdochium trichocladiopsis
Lineage: Eukaryota; Fungi; Ascomycota; Sordariomycetes; Xylariales; Microdochiaceae
Product: fungal-specific transcription factor domain-containing protein
Exons: 5
Coding region: 33-2159 (708 amino acids)
Biological process (GO): positive regulation of transcription from RNA polymerase II promoter by galactose; DNA-templated transcription
Cellular component (GO): nucleus
Molecular function (GO): zinc ion binding; RNA polymerase II cis-regulatory region sequence-specific DNA binding; DNA-binding transcription factor activity, RNA polymerase II-specific
Source: RefSeq, a predicted model, not a curated record